UCACCUCUUCCUCUCCCCACAUCUCUUCCCACAUCCCUUCCUCUUCCUCCAUUCCAAAAGAAGAAGCCACCACUGAGGUUUUUGCCAGGACCAGUUUGCGACUUGAUCUAGACAUUCUUGAUCGCAGCUACUUUGACCCAUCACUUCGAGCAGCAGUGCGCCAAGGACCAUGCUGGUCAGUCCGAAGGAGCAAGCGAUGAGAGCUUCGUCAGUAUUGAGCAGCUGCAAGAGAUGCUAGAGUCCUAUCGGAAUGUCAUCAGGGACAAAUCCAGCCAGGCAACAGAUCUCGAGCACGAGAACAAGAAGUUGAAAGAGCAGUUGAGCUUGGUCAGCGGAGACUCGCGAUGGAAACUAUCCAGCUUUCUCGGCAGGUUUAGUAAUGAGAAAGCUCUUUGCACUCAUGACACUGACAAAUACGACACCUACAUCAGCGAGCUUGAGGCCAGGCUUGAGAAUGCCGAGCACAAGUGCGUCGAGCUAGAAGUAAUCACCAAUCAUCAGGCCGCCGAGCUCAGGAAUGCCGAGCAAAGGUUCAUCGAGCAGGAAGCUAUCAUCAAGCAUCAGGACGCCAAGUUUGCCAGAGACCUUGAGGAGCAGAAGUUGAAAGACCCCCUUGGCUACACGAACGAGAUCGAAUCCAAAUGGAAGCAGCUGCGAUUUCUGUUUCGACAGUUUGAGGAGAGCCACUUCCCCCAGUCCAUCGAUUGGGAGACUGCCAAUUCGCUAGCCUUCCUGAAGCCAAUUCCUACAGCUACCCAAUACCAGGCAAUGUCGCCGCGUUUCUAUCCGCUCAUUCGGGAAGCGUAUGUAUUGAACUAUCUUCACCACUACAUCUUUCGCAUCCAGGUCACUUACGGGAAUGGGUCACUUGGUUCGUCUCUUUCCGUCGUAUUUCACAAGAUAGCGACCACCAUUGACGGCAAGGAACAGGACGCCCAUUGCCAGAAACCCACCCGGGAGAGUUUUCAUGAAUGGCGGUCCCAAACUGUGGGAUUUGCCAACAUGGUCCCAGGCUGGAACUAUCUCCCUGUUCUUGUGUCUCAUUUCUAUUCGAGGAAACUCAGAGAUGUGUUGGUACAGGACACCAAAGAGGAUGCGGUGAAUGCCGCUGACACCGAGAUCAUCACGCUUGCAGCAGAACUAGACACGAUUUUUUGCACAUCAAAGGCAGACAUUACGAUCGUCAUCAGUGAUGCCUGGCCUGAUUAUCUUCUUGACGAAAAUUACAGGUUCGGGUUUCCCUUCAAUCCAGAUAUGAUGGAGCCCACGCGCCGUCUCCGUCCUCCGCCUCAUCGUUCGAAGAGGAACGAGUCGAUGAAUGUCGACCUUGUUAUUGCCCCCGGGAUCGUCAAAUGCGGGACGGCGGACGGGAAGCAUUACGACAAAAAGAUGUUUCUCGUUAAGCUUGAGGUGGUAUGCGAUAAGCAGACCACGCAGGAUGGGAUUUCUAUUCCGAAGAAGGUGAAGACAUCGGGUUAGGGGGCCAACCCGUGUGGAAGAGAGAUGACGGAGAUGCGGACAUGAUAAUCAUGCCAGCUGAAAAAUCCGUUUACCUUAUCAAGAAUGACAGGCGAGGAACUGCGAGAUAAACAUGUGAUGGGAUUUGAGAGUUUUGUCAUAAUGGUAGGCUGGGGAGUUAGCAAAAGUGUAAAGUGUAGGGUACCGCAAAUACAUAGUUUUGAACCGACUUUCACACAGCGCAGUAUUUAGUUGUUGAGAUAUCACGAUGCGUCCAGUGAUUCGACUGGUAGUUUAAAUAUCAACACG
Molecule: messenger RNA, 1767 nt
Organism: Podospora bellae-mahoneyi
Lineage: Eukaryota; Fungi; Ascomycota; Sordariomycetes; Sordariales; Podosporaceae
Exons: 3
Coding region: 232-1479 (415 amino acids)
Source: RefSeq, a predicted model, not a curated record